Penaeus indicus is the source of this 3269-nucleotide messenger RNA. RefSeq names its product brefeldin A-inhibited guanine nucleotide-exchange protein 1-like. The record is from RefSeq and is a predicted model, not a curated record. Bases 165 to 3269 code for a protein of 1034 amino acids. The transcript has 20 exons. Gene Ontology annotation, biological process: regulation of ARF protein signal transduction. NCBI's taxonomy places the organism in Eukaryota, Metazoa, Arthropoda, Malacostraca, Decapoda, Penaeidae. Gene Ontology annotation, molecular function: guanyl-nucleotide exchange factor activity.
AGCUGAUCCGCCUCCAAGAUGGCCGCCUGACUGAGAGGUCGCAAUCAGCUGUUCGAGGCCAAAUUAUAUGCUCUGGUAGAAGGAGAAGAAUGUAAUCUCUGCUUUGACUAGAGACAUACACGAGGUACAUCUCGCUUCUCUUUUCUCCUCUCUGGGCCUCCAGAAUGACUGGGCCGACCUUUGAAGGAUGCAGUAGAAUGAACUCAGCACCCUCGGCCAGGAUGUUCAUGUAUAGGGCCUUAGAGAAGAUACAUGCAGAGAAGGAGAUCAAGAGGUCUCACCACUCACAACUCAAAAGAGCAGUUGAACAGGCUUUAGAGGAUCUACGGAGUGAAUUGGGCGGGUCAGACAAUGGAUCAGGCACAGGCUCCUCGGCUGCCUUGCCCGUGCCAAAGGGCGCAGCUCCACAGCUGGAUGCAGAGAAGCACUUUCUACCGUUUGAGCUUGCUUGCCAGUCUAAAUCAGCGAGAAUUGUUGUGACAGCACUUGACUGUAUUCAAAAACUUAUCGCAUAUGGACAUCUCACAGGCAAUUGUCCAGACCCAAACAACCCCAAUAAGAGACUCAUAGACUAUAUUGUUGAGACUAUAUGUAAUUGUUUCAAUGGGCAGUCAACAGACAAGGAUGUAGAAAUUCAAAUAAUCAAGGCUUUGUUGACAGUCAUAACAUCACAGUAUGUAAGUGUUCAUGAGGGGACAGUCCUAGUAGCUGUCCGAACAUGCUACAACAUCUUCCUUGCAUCCCGUGACAUGAACAAUCAGGUGACGGCAAAGGCAGCCCUCACGCAGAUGAUCAACAUCAUCUUCACAAGAAUGGAGAAUCAAGCAAUUGAGGAAGCGGCAGAAGAAAGUAGUCGUGACCACAGUUCCAGCAAUGCAUCCUCUAACAGUGCAGGGAGUCAGCCACAGCCGCAGGAGAAUGGACAGCAUGAUCCUGAACCUCGAGUUACCAAUGGGGCACAGGAAAUACCUGCACAGACUCCUUACAAUGGAACAGAGGAAGGAGGAGGAGGAGGAGGAGGAGGAGGAGGAGGAGCUGGCAACGAAGACCAACCAAGACAAGACAGCACCAAAGCCAAGGAAAGUGUGGCAAUCCCUAAUGGCAGCGUGCUGACUCUUGAACCCCCACCACAGCGUCAUCUAACAUCACAGCAGAUUGCAACGGAGCUGGUCCAUGAUAUUGUGAACCAGGCUGUUACAGUGGUGACCACAGAGGCUGUCAUUGAAAAUGGGUGCUCAAGCAGUGCAGAAAUUAAUGGCAGUGAUACUCAGAACUCUGUGGCUUCAGACACUACUCUCCCAGAUCCAGCAGUAAUACCUCCACAAGUGCCAGAAACAUCAGUAUCUGAGAGCAGCCCAGCUUCUGUGCCAGUUCUGCAGGAGGACACAGGACAAGAUGAUUCCUCUGCCUUGCCAGCAGACCGUAGCAGUGACUCAGUGGCUUCAAAUCCUCCACUCACUCCAACUUCCAUCACAAGAGUGCCCUCUCAGGAGAGUAUAAACACAAUGACAGAGGGAGAUACAGCCAUGACAGCAAAGCUGUUUCAUACCCUUCAGAAAGAUGCAUUUCUCGUGUUUAGGUCACUCUGUAAGCUCUCAAUGAAACCCCUUUCUGACUCUCCAGAUCCCAAGUCCCAUGAACUUCGGUCCAAGAUCUUGUCCCUCGAGAUGCUCCUGUCUAUUGUGCAGAAUGCAGGGAGAGUCUUUCGUUCAAAUGACACAUUCAUUACUGCCAUCAAGCAGUACUUGUGUGUGGCCCUGAGCAAGAAUGGGGUAUCGCCCAUUCCAGAAGUGUUUCAUCUCUCCCUUGCUAUCUUCGUUGCCCUGCUUUCCAACUUCAAAGCUCACCUAAAGAUGCAGAUUGAGGUGUUCUUCAAAGAAAUCUUCCUGAACAUUUUGGAAGCAGGGAGCUCCAGCUUCCAGCACAAAUGGAUGGUGAUACAAGCUCUCACCAGGAUCUGUGCGGAUGCUCAGUCUGUUGUAGAUAUUUAUGUGAAUUAUGACUGCGACCUCAGUGCUGCUAAUGUUUUUGAAAGAUUAGUAAAUGACCUCAGCAAGAUUGCUCAAGGAGGCCAGCCCGGAGAAUUUGGUUCCACGCCUCUUCAGGAACGCAGCAUGAGGAUCAAGGGUCUCGAGUGCCUUGUGUCAACCCUUAAGUGUAUGGUUGAGUGGUCCAAAGACCUGUAUGUCAACCCUAACACUUUGUCAAACCUCAGCCAAGAAAAGAAGAAAGACGAGGAGCUGGAAGUGAACCAUUCAGCCGAGGGUAAUCGAACACCACUAGCUCGCCAUGGCUCACACAACUCUAUUAAUUCCCUCCAGUCUUCUUCCACCAACACCACCACUUCCACUGUUGGAGUGGAUAAUCCAGAACAGUGCCAGUCCCUCAAACAUCAGAAGGAGAUCUGGGAACAAGGCAUUGAUAUGUUCAACAGAAAACCUCGUCGUGGCCUUGCCUUCCUGCAGGCCCAGGGGCUCUUAGGUCCAUCUCCUGAAGACCUUGCCAAAUUCUUCCAUGAUGAUGACAGACUGGAUAAGACCCAAGUUGGAGAUUUUCUUGGUGAUCCAGAUCCAGUCAACAAAGAGGUUAUGUGUGCCUACAUUGAUCAAAUGGAUUUUCAUGAGCGUGACUUUGUUCCUGCCUUAAGAAUGUUUCUUGAAGGUUUCCGGUUACCUGGGGAAGCCCAAAAGAUUGAUAGACUGAUGGAGAAAUUUGCCUCCAGAUAUUGUGAAUGCAAUGCAAACCUUGGUUUGUUUGCAAGUGCAGACACAGCUUAUGUGUUAGCAUACUCCAUCAUCAUGCUCACGACUGACCUGCACAGUACACAGGUCAAGCAAAAGAUGACCAAAGAGCAGUAUAUCAAGAUGAACCGCGGCAUCAAUGACUCCAAGGAUCUACCGGAAGAAUAUCUCUCCAGUAUCUAUGAUGAAAUUGCUGGGAAUGAAAUUAAGAUGAAGGCUACAUCCACCAAACUUGGAAAGCAAGCUGUUGCAAAUGAGAAAAAGCGAAAGUUGCUUUUUAACCUGGAGAUGGAAACAAUAUCAGGGACAGCCAAGUCACUUAUGGAAGCAGCUUCUCACGUUGAUGCCACCUUUACUCUUGCAACUCAUGUAGAACAUGUCCGCCCUAUGUUUAAGUUUUCUAUAACACACCCUGUGCUGCCAGUCACGAUGUGCAGGAAUAAGAUCCUGAGCAUGGAAAUAGUGUCCUUCCUGGAGCUGGCACUUUUCCAGCCAUGGCUUACAGGUGGUAUAUUCCACUCUCGUUAA